CUCUCUCUCCUCUCCUCUCUCCUCUCCUCUCCUCUCUCUCUCUCUCAUCCGGAAGCAGCAUCACUGGUGAGAUAAGGGACAAACCUCCUCCCUCCCUCCAAAGUUUGCAAAUUUCCAAAAACCCACCACCACCACCACCACCACCACCACCACCACCACCAUGCUUUCGGUAACAGCAAACUCUCUCAAACCCUUCUCAUCUUUCAACCCCACCACUACCACAACCUUCUUAUCCUCCACCACCUUCCUCAACCCCCACCCACCACCCCUACACCACACCAAACCUCUUUCCCCGAAACCCAUCUCCGCCACUCUCACUCCCUCCUCCAGCUCCCAACAGCAGCAACAACAACUCUACCAGCCAUUCCGGCCGCCCCCAUCUCCAAUCCCCUCCAAAUUCCGCUCCCUCGACGCCAAUGGCCGCCUCGAGAUCCUCGCCAACCGCCUCGGCCUCUGGUUCGAAUUCGCCCCCCUAAUCCCCUCCCUAACCCAAGAAGGCUUCACUGCCCCCACCAUCGAAGAAAUCACCGGCAUUUCCAGCGUCGAGCAGAACCGCCUGGUGGUGGCGGCGAAGGUGAGGGACUCUUUAAUCCAAUCUAACACCGACCCAGAAAUCGUUUCCGAAUUCGACGUGAGGGGUUCCGAAUUGCUGUACGAAAUUCGGCUCCUGAGUGUCCAGCAGCGAGCUGCUGCUGCCCGUUUCAUAAUUGAGAACAAGCUUGAUGCCAAAGGAACUCAGGAUUUGGCCCGUUCGAUAAAGGACUUCCCUCGUCGGGGGACCGAAAACGGUUGGGAGAGCUUUGACUAUGCCAGCGCUGGGGAUUGUUUAGGGUUUAUGUAUUUUAGGCAGGCGAGGGAGCACAAGAAUCCAUCUGAACCUAGAACUGCUGCUUUAGAGCAGGCAUUGAAGGUUGCACAGACCGAUAAGGCUAAAAAGGUAAUUUUGAAAGAGUUGGAGGGAGAGAGUGAGGAGAAGGAGGAGGAGGACGAUGUUGCAGUAGGGGUUCGGGUUCCGGUUGUGAGGUUGAAGUUUGGGGAGGUGGCAGAGUCGACUAAAGUUGUGAUCUUGCCAGUUUGUAGGGCGGAGGAGAAGGAUAAGGAGGUUAUGGAGGCCCCGUGGGAGUGUAGGAGUGAGGGGGAGCUUGGGGUUAUUGUGGCAGAGAAGGGGUGGAAGAGGUGGGUGGUGUUGCCGGGUUGGGAGCCGGUGGUGAGUUUAGGAAAGGGCGGAGUUGUGGUGUCGUUUGGUGACGCGAGGGUUUUGCCUUGGAAGGUGAAUAGGUGGUAUAAGGAAGAGCCUAUUCUGGUGGUGGCUGAUAGGAGCAGGAGGGAGGUGGAAGCUGAUGACGGGUUUUAUUUGGCAGCAGUGGAUGGUGAGGGUUUGGGGUUUAAGGUUGUAAGGGGAUCGGCAUUGAAGGAAACUGGUGUGGAGGAGAGUUUAGGGACUGUGGUGCUGAUAGUGAGGCCACCAAGAGACGAGGCAGACGAUCAAUUGAGCGAAGAGGAUUGGGAGUAGAAGUGUAAGAGUAUGGUCCUUGUAUAUCACUCUUGUUACAAAGGAGAUUCAUACAACUCAUAUAAGGAUUUUCGGUAAGGUUUAACCAGAUUAGUCGUCAUUGUUUCAGAAUUACUCUCUUAGGAGGUUUUGAACUGUUUUUUGUAUGUUUAUCUUAUGUUCUGAAUAUUAAACGAUUUUCGACUUCACUAGAUAUGUUAUCUUUUGUAAUGUGUGUUCAUUCUGUGUAUCGUAAUGAGCUCAUUCCGUUUCAAUAACAAAACAGAACAGUAA
Malus domestica (apple) is the source of this 1786-nucleotide messenger RNA. RefSeq names its product rubisco accumulation factor 1.1, chloroplastic. Gene Ontology annotation, cellular component: chloroplast. The record is from RefSeq and is a predicted model, not a curated record. NCBI's taxonomy places the organism in Eukaryota, Viridiplantae, Streptophyta, Magnoliopsida, Rosales, Rosaceae.